Molecule: messenger RNA, 3365 nt
Organism: Lacerta agilis (Sand lizard)
Lineage: Eukaryota; Metazoa; Chordata; Lepidosauria; Squamata; Lacertidae
Gene: JAZF1
Product: JAZF zinc finger 1
Exons: 5
Coding region: 331-1080 (249 amino acids)
Cellular component (GO): nucleus
Source: RefSeq, a predicted model, not a curated record
GCUGCGGAGUCAGGCGGCGACGGCAGGGGUUGCCCAGCUGUUCCAGUGCGGCAAUGGUCCCUCCUCCCAGCUGCGCCUGCCUCAUCUCCCCCCACCCAGCAGCCCGUCCCUCCCCUCCGCCGCUCCCGACGCUGCAGCCGCUGCCGCCACCUCCUCCUCGUCCCAACCCCCAGCCUCCCUCUCUCCCUCCCUCUCUCUCUCUCUCUCUCUCUCCCCAUCUCCUCUCCUCUCCUCUCUCUCUCUGUCCGGUUUCUCCCUUUCCCGCCGGCGGCGGCCCUGGCAGAGUAGGCACCGCAGGGCGGAGAGGGGCGAAAACCUCCAUGUAACACCAUGACAGGCAUCGCCGCCGCCUCCUUCUUCUCCAAUACCUGCCGCUUCGGGGGCUGCGGGCUGCCCUUCCCAACCCUGGCGGAGCUCAUCGAGCACAUCGAGGACAACCAUAUCGAUACAGACCCACGUGUAUUGGAGAAGCAAGAACUACAACAGCCAACUUAUGUUGCUCUCAGUUACAUUAAUAGGCAUCGCCAUUGUUGCAGGUUUAUGACUGAUGCAGCUCGGCGAGAGCAGGAAUCCCUGAAGAAAAAAAUCCAGCCUAAACUCUCCCUGACUCUAUCAAGUUCAGUGUCCCGGGGGAACGUAUCUACUCCUCCACGCCACAGCAGUGGGAGCCUUACUCCACCAGUCACGCCACCCAUUACCCCUUCCUCGUCGUUUCGUAGCAGCACACCCACAGGUAGCGAGUAUGAUGAGGAGGAAGUAGACUAUGAAGAUUCAGACAGCGAUGAGUCCUGGACUACAGAAAGUGCCAUCAGCUCUGAAGCUAUCCUAAGUUCCAUGUGUAUGAAUGGAGGAGACGAAAAACCCUUUGCUUGUCCUGUCCCUGGCUGUAAAAAGCGAUAUAAGAAUGUGAACGGUAUAAAAUAUCAUGCCAAGAAUGGCCACAGAACACAGAUACGUGUGCGGAAGCCAUUCAAAUGUCGUUGUGGGAAGAGUUACAAGACAGCUCAGGGUCUGCGGCACCAUACAAUCAAUUUCCACCCACCAGUGUCUGCUGAGAUUAUCAGAAAGAUGCAGCAAUAACAUGCUGGUCACAAAUGUGCCAAGGAAUCCUCACCAGCAGUUGCUGAUUUUGAAGACAGCCACCUUCUCUGGGGAAGCACUGAGCAACCCCGUAAAGAAUUUAAAUUGCAUGCUUUACAAUUUUUCUGUAAUUUUGGAAUGAUGUAUCUUUGUAGAGUUAAUGAUUUUGUACAUUUGCACAUGUAAUCAUCAUGCCCAUAUACGUUAGUUUGAUAUAAAGGUGCUAAAAGCUACAGGUUUUCUGGAGUAUUUCCCUCCCCCUAAAAGGAGAAUUAGGGUAUGCUGUAUAUUUAGUUGCUCUGCAGUGUUAAAAUAAGAAUGGGGAAGGGGAGGAGGAAAGCUUGGCACUGAGAACUUCAAGAUUGUAAUGUGAUUGAAGAAAUUCAACACAUCAGUUCCCAUGUGCUUGCAAAACCAAAACAAUUCCCCAUUAUCCACCUGGUUAAUAUGCCUUAUGUAAUAGAGAUAUCUGUGGGAUAGGAAGGUUUUAGGUAUUGGAAUUAUAAAUAAGAGAAUGUUUAACAUAUGCUAAAAAUAUUUUCAUACUCAGAUAACAUACAUAAAAGGUGUGCUUGCUGUAUUUUAUAUUACCUUGCAAAUUCUUUAGCUCUCUGAAAUGCUGAAAAUCUUUGCAUUUGAACUAGUAAACCAUUCAUUCUAGCAUUAGAAUUCCUACUCCUGUCUGCAAAGGAUGCUAUAUAAUGUUAAAUGACCCACCACAAUUCCAGAAGACCAAGUUCUCCUGGUCUCGUUCUUCUUUAAUAUCUACUACUAGAAGACAUUUGGAAAUAAAAGUGCAAAUUUGUGAGGGAGAAAUUAUCUUCAUCUUAGAUGAAGUUCUUAAAGCACUUUGUAGUUCUCGAUUGCCAACAAAUUUAAAUGUUUUAUGUAUUGCCAACACUUGCAGCCCCUGUACUAGUAUGGACCAGUGGUUGCAAAUAAAAAAUUCUAGGAUGUUUUAAUGAGGUACAUUAUUUGUGUUAAGGGAGUUUCAAGUUCCAUUUACAUUGUACCUUCAGAUUUUUGUAUAUAUAAUAUAUAUUUUCUAACUUACUGUGGGUUGUUGCAUUCCACAAGUUUAGCAUUAAAAGUUUAUUUCUGAACUAUGAGACAUCAUGAGCCUUACUGAAAUGAAGUGCUUCUUGAAUCAGGUACUCGGUGAUAGAUCUGAUAGAUGAUAGAUCUAUCAGAGAGAUACUUGUGUCUGGACCAUACCUGAAUGCUUUGUUUAUUUGAUGCUCUCCUGCCUUCAUUAUUGUCCUCUUGUGUAAGUGAAAGUUAACAGUUUAGGUAGUAUGCAAAGCUACAGGUUAUAUCCACUUAUGUCAAACUCGGAGUAGACCCAAUGACCCCAAUUCACUUUAGUCGUAAGCAACUUACAUCCCUCAUUCCAUUGCGUCUACUCCAACUAUGACAGUUGGAUACAACCCUAUGUUAUUAAAACUGAGAGGUUGUCUCCCUCAUGAGAAAAAGUUAAGUUUUAAAGGUAAUCCUCGUCUGUGUACUUAAGUAUUUAUAUAUGUAUAUUACAUGGGAAAUGCAAGUCUUCAUUCUUUUAGAACAAAUAAUCCCUUGCCCCUCAAUCUUUAAUUAAAAAAGAUUUUUCAGAACUUCUGAAUCUCUCAUAAUGAGGGUCAAAAAGAAUUUCAAACGGAGCCUCUUUAAAAACAAACCACCCUCAACCAUAUUCAGAAAACUAUACAUUCUAUAUAGCCCAUGUAAGGCAGCCUUCUGCAACCAGGUGCUCUGUAGAUGUUUUGAACUGCACCUGUCCUCAGCCUGAGGCCGAUGGGUGUUGUAAUCAAAAACACGCAGAGAGCACCAGGUUGGGAAAGGCUGGGGUAAUGGUUGACCCAGACAUAAGAAUCUAUUGCACUCAAAGCUCUACUACACAGCAUCUAAUGUUUCAGUGUCAUUUCACUCUGCUCUCAGUAAAUGAAGGCAGGGCUAACCCUAUUGAACAGAUAAGCAAAAUGUUGCAUGUCGUUCCCUUUCCACUAUUACAAUCAACUUGCUAUUUACCUAGUCAGUGUGACAGUAUUAAAACAGGUAAAAAUGGGACUAUUUUGUUAUACUGUGUAUAGUGAAUGUAUUGUACUGUGUCUGUGAUAAUGUGCUUUAAAUUAUAUUUUCCUAUAUUUUGUUGGGGACAAAGUUCAUUAAGUUUGGAAGUCACAAGAGGUUUGUUUUAGAACUCAGCACCACAAAGUACGUACAAUUUUCUUUCCAUUAAAGCUGCUUAUAAUGUACAUUGAACCACAUUUAAUAAAUUGCCUCCGACCCAG